AUGUUCUUGCCCUUACACCUCACACCUCACACCACACCAUGAAUGAUAAAGUAGACAAGCUUGUUAUCUUCUUGGCAAAAAGGGAUGGUAUUGAUAAGCUUGUCAAGACCUUCCAAUAUGUCUCCAAGCUACUUGUUUGGCACCUUGAAACCACCAAUCCCACCGCAGCCCAUCGAGCCAAACAGUGCGAGGUGGCAUCAGGGCUCAGUCGGAAAGCCUUUAGGACCGGAAGGUUUCUCACAGGGUUUAAUGCACUUAGGAGAAACCCAGGCCCGACUCCUACGUAUAGGUUCCUAUCUGUCUUUGCCAACGCAGGGGAAAUGGUUUAUUUCUUCUUUGACCAUUUCCUAUGGUUAUCACGAACCGGGGUUCUGGAUGCAAAUCUGGCUCGGAGAAUGAGCUAUAUAUCAGCGUUCGGGGAAUCGCUUGGAUAUGUGUUUUUUUGUGUUAUGGAGUUUAUUAUGAUCAAAGAAGGGAUUGAAGAAGAAAGAAGGAUUAAGAGGAGUUUAUUAUCAGAAUCAAAGGAAAAAGGUGAUGAAAUUAAGAAGAUUAAGGUUGAUAGAGUGAUGAGAUUAAUGGCUGUGUCUGCUAAUUUGGCUGAUUUGAUUAUUGGGCUGGCUGAUAUUGAGCCCAAUCCAUUUUGUAAUCAUGCUGUAACACUUGGGCUUAGUGGGCUGGUUUCUGCAUGGGCUGGCUGGUAUAGAAAUUGGCCAUCUUAAAUUAAAGUAGGAGAAAAAAAGUAAAAGACUAUAAUCUUCUUACGUGUCAUGUUUUUAAUAAAUUUCGUUUUAUUUAUUUAAUACU
Molecule: messenger RNA, 804 nt
Organism: Cynara cardunculus var. scolymus (artichoke)
Lineage: Eukaryota; Viridiplantae; Streptophyta; Magnoliopsida; Asterales; Asteraceae
Product: peroxisomal membrane protein 11-4
Exons: 1
Coding region: 39-719 (226 amino acids)
Biological process (GO): regulation of peroxisome size; peroxisome fission
Cellular component (GO): peroxisomal membrane
Source: RefSeq, a predicted model, not a curated record